CAAAGCCUUACUUGAAUGUAUGGGUCUUCCAAUCCUUGGGCAUCUUUUCUUACAAAGAAGCUAAAUAUUGGUGGGAAAAGAGUAAACCUUGCAAUAUGGGAUACAGCUGGUCAAGAAAGAUUUCAUGCAUUGGGACCGAUCUACUACAGGGAUUCUAAUGGAGCUAUUCUAGUAUAUGAUAUAACAGAUGAAGACUCUUUUCAAAAGGUAAAAAACUGGGUUAAGGAAUUAAGAAAAAUGUUGGGAAAUGAAAUCUGUUUAUGUAUAGUAGGUAACAAAAUAGACUUGGAAAAAGAGAGACAUGUUUCAGUGCAAGAAGCAGAAACGUAUGCUGAAUCUGUUGGAGCAAAACAUUAUCAUACUUCAGCUAAACAGAACAAAGGAAUUGAAGAACUGUUUCUUGACCUUUGUAAAAGAAUGAUAGAAACGGCUCAGGUGGAUGAAAGAGCAAGAGGCAAUGGUUCCAGUCAGUCAGGAAUAGCAAGGCGAGGUGUACAGAUCAUUGAUGAUGAGCCACAAGUACAGAGCAGUGGAGGGUGCUGUUCUUCUGGAUAAUUAUAAAACUGUGCAUCACUGCCCUCUCAAUAUGAAGACUGCCAUAUUCGAAGUCACGCAUUCUUUACCAAUGGAGUAAUAGAAUUAACAGUAUUUAAAAAUAAUCACAUGUAACACUGCAGAGACCUUAAGUGCUAAACUAGUGGCGUCUGUGACCAGAGAAUUGGCAUUUUCUACAGUGGUUAACAAAGCAAUUACCAAUGGCCUUUUUACAUAUUUUUCUUUAAUGAGGAAUAAUAUGCAUGUAGAAAAGACCUACUUAAAGGCUUCAUUUAUAUUCUUUUAAAUCAGAUCAUUAUUUAAUAACUUAUAUACAUUGUUGUUGGAAUGGUAUACGUUUUUGCAGCUCUUUGUAUUUUGUGGUAGAUUGAAUUGUAUCACUUCUAAAAAUGCAAAUUGAUUUUUUUUUUUAAAUUAGCAGAUAUCUGAAGUAAUAUUUUUGCAGGGCCUCCACAAGCCUAUAACUGUCAACUACUUUGAUAUAUUCUGUUCAUCCUGUAUGCCAAGCUGGUAAAAUACAUUGUAAAUUACAUAUUAAAUAUUUUAUCUGCUUUUACAAUUGCAGGUGCAGAAAUAUGUACAUCAGUCUUGUCAGUGGUUGUGAAGUGAAUAAGUCAGUGAAAGAUGCAAGCUUUUCAUGUGUACUGUUGAAUUGCUCAUUCUGUUCCCCCUACCUGAAAACAGCUCUUUUUUGGUACAUUCAUAGCUACAGCAUUUUCUUUUAAGCCUUUUCGGGCAAGCAGCAGUAUUUAGAGUAUCCCCUUAGUGGGAAGAGAAUGCUUCCUUAGACUGCUGUUCAGCACUGAGGUGUUUGACUCCCAGCUAAAACAGUUGGUGCAUGCAUAUAUCUUGCCUCUGCAGUUACGUUGGCCUCUCAGAAUAUCCCUAGAAAGUCAAAGCAACUUUAGCCCUUGUCUGUCUGGUAGCCAGUAAACCAGAUGCGUGGGAAGCUCUUAACCUGCAUCAAUACAUUUGUGUCCCAAGACAGCAUUAUAAAUUAUUAAUAAGCAUAAUUUUUUCCCCUGUAUCACAGGGCUUGAGUGAACAAAUGAAUUGGCAUUAACUAGAAGUGAGUCUGAUUUGGAGUGAUUAAAUGGAUGAUGUGAAACUUGCCAGAUGUAAUUGUAACUUUGGGGUUAUUAGACAGAACUGAACUUACUCUUGACUUGCUCUUUCUCUUGUAAAGUGUUUUGAAGCCCACUUAAGUUUUGGGAGGAGGGUUGUCACAAAAAGUGUAUAAACUAUCAAGGGAUCACAAAUGGUGGUAGUUGAAACUUCAAAAUGUUUUAUGCUCUGACUUUUUUUUACUUAAGUUGUCAUGCUUGGAAAAAACAGUAAAGGUGAUGUCUAUGACAAAAUAGAAUAUUCCUUGGCCUUCCUUUUUCUGAAGGGUAGAAUUAGCAUUGCAUAUGAAUGCAUUGAAUGGUGUGGGUAUGUUCCGAUGCACAAAAGGACCAGUAGUAACUAAUCACUCUGACGUGUAAGACAAAUGUACUGUUUUCAGUCUGAUUUUUAUUUUCUCUGGAAUAAUAGAUGGCUUUGUUACAGACUGGUCCUGGUGCAUUUUUUCCCUUUCUGCCUAAGCUGUGGUGUAGAUACUUUCUCUUAAGCUGCCGUUGCAGUCCUCUUCUGACCUGUGUGUAUGCAUGAUGAACAAAGGCGAUCUGUUCAUGCUGGUGAAGAUAAAGUUUCCUGACUGCACAGAGCUUUGGUGUGAAUCUAAAGUUCAUUAUUACAUGUGUAUAUGUGUAGCAACACCAUUAAGUUAACAUUCUCAUAUUACACCUAACUUAAGUGAGCCUUGCCAAAGUUGAAGACCAGGUCAGUUUGAUCUGAAACCAGUACCUUCAAAUCCAUACAGUUAGAGGAAUGUCAGUCCUAUAAGUGAUACAGUAUUGAUGUGAGGGGUGACAUUGGCAAGACUCUGUGUUCAAGGCUGGGAUCUCCUCAUAAUAGGAGUUCUGGAUUUUUUGAUUCAAACUUCAUUUUUUGCAGAGGUGCGGAAAAACAAACAACCCAACCUCAGCUAGACUUGAUAAGCAGGUGAGUUGUGAGGGAGAGAGCAUAUGUGUUCUCCCCUGAACAGAGCUUUCUCCACUUUGUUGAAGUGAACAGAUGCAGUUCAGGUCUGGAAAUUAAUACUAGGCGUUUACCCAAGAGAAUGUUUUGUUUGACUGCUUUGAAGGAGAAGCAGUGUGUAGAAUGUAUCUUUCUGCCUGCAGCUAAAGAGUUUUUCUUUAGUGUAUUCUGUAGUAGGGGCAUUCUGUGUGACUUCUGUCCGUUACAAAACUAACAAAGCCAUGUUGAUACUAACUCUUAAGUCUCUUAGAAAACUAAAGCUAUUACUACUGAAAACUUAGGUGGGGGUAAGGAAGCUUACCAUUUUGUAUGAUUAAAAAGAUUCCAUUAGCAAAAUAUUUUUUGAAAUAAAAUCUCAGGUGUUACUCUUCUUACUUAAGCUACAGCAUGAAAAAUACUCUCUAGAAACCUCCCUGUCUAAGCUGCAGUUUGGUUGGACUUUAUUUAUGGAACUUAAAACCUGUGCUUAGCAGGGUAUUGUAUUACCAUACAAAAGAAGUACAGCUUCAUGAAGUCAGGGAAGUUGGUUUCCAAGACACAAGUAAAAACAUUAUGGAUUGUUUAGACUGAUUAAUGUAAUAUGUAGAUUUGAGCAGGAUCUUACUGAAGUAACCUGGCGUUGCUACAGUGUGGCUUAGUUUUCAAGAGUCUUGCAUUUGCUGGAAACUUGCUGAAAUAAAACCUAACAAACCAAAGUCCAAACAUUUCAAUGCAGCAGUAUGUACUGCUGUUAGGAGUUAUUUAUGAACACUGUCUUAUUGUACUUAGGCUGUAGUUCAGAAGUUAUAAAAGACCAGAUAAGCUGAUUCAGAUGGGGACGCUCUAAUAAAUUCAGAGGUGUAGUACUUGGAGGUGAGUGUAACUAGCUGUAAAGAUCGAGGGUGGUGACUUCAUCUGGUUUGCAGUGAUCUUGCCUAUCGUUCCAAGAAGAGGACAUCCAGUGUCCACAGGAACUGUAUUGGCUAGUCUCUUGAAGUGGUUAAGUAAUUGAGGGCUGCCUUUAUUACCUGCUUUUGUUCAAUGUUCACGCAUUGUGAACAGGCAUUCUUGCUUACUACCACAUUAGAAAGUAUCCCUUAGCCCUCUUUAUCCUGCCACUUUUAUCGCUCUAGGUGUUUAACUUGUAUCUCUGCCUACAGCUCUUGAAGAACCUAGUGACUCAGUUUCUACUUCAGAUUCCAAGCCAGAGGAAAAAAAAGCUUUGCAAAAAGAUAGGAGGUCAUGGAAGGUGGUUGGAGCUCAAAUGGAGUUCUCUGAAAAUGUUGGAUGCUGUCAGAAAAAAACAGUCUAAAGAAGGUAAGAGGAAUGGGAGUCCUGCUUGAGGAUAAAUGGAUGUCAGGAAUCUCCACAAGCUGAAAGCAGUUAAGUGGUAUGAAUGAUGGAGCAUGGGAAUAAGAGUUGGAGCCAGGCACCUCUCUUACUUUUCUGCUUUUUGUAGAAGGAAAAGGAGAAGUAGAAAGAAAAAAGCAGGCAGGAAAAACUGAAGGUGCUGGUAGUGGGCUGCUGAGUGAGGUGCGGGGUUAACCAUUUCUUGGUGGAGUUGCUAGCAUGUCUUCUCAGGAAUGGAGUUGCCUAAUUCAAGACUUUUCUAAGAUUACUUCCUAGGUUGUUUUUCCUUUUGUGAAACACCAUUUUUGCCUCACUAAAGAGAACACAACUAACUUUGAACAGGCUUUCAGACAUAAUGCUAACCUACUUAAAACUUGAUUAAAUGGCUGAAAUUAGCAUAUUCUACAGUUAAUUGGCUUUGCUAAUCUUGGUUUGCAUCAAAUCUUAGGAUUUUUUUUUUUUCCCCUGACAAGUCAGGAAAUAUAUCUUGCAGUGAGGAUAACUUUUACUGCAGUUGUGCCAAGGAGUUGCAGAUGAAGACCGAGAUCCUUGGCACUAGGUGCUGAACAAGCUCAACAAAGACAGCCCCAAAACUAACUCUUUUAACUAUGCUGGGCAUUGCUGCUCAUGCUACUCCUUGGGAGAUUCUGCUCAACACCAGGAUUUUUCCUCUAUUUAGGACAAACCUGUGCAUCUCAGUGAUGUAGCCAUCUACUGAUUUUAGGCUUUUUCUAUCAAAUAAUAAUGUAUAUUCUUCCCUCUUACUUUUUUGGAGCUGUCAUUGGCCAUUGUAUUGAGCAGAACGAGAUGGAGAAACAGUUUUGAGAGUUGUGGAGGAUCUUAAAUGUUUCUUGUCUUGAGAUGGCUUGAAAAGUGAGAAUCUAUGAAACUGUCACCAUUAUGACAAAGGUAUUAAUCAGUCCAAGAUAACUUUCUCCAAGCCAAAGUAUUUUAAGUUUUACUGUAAUCUGAUUAAAAUGAUAAAUUGCUCUACUUCUAAACUGAAAACUUAUUUCACGCUGAUCUCUUUUGAUUCUUAAUUUUUUUCCCAAGACUUAAGUUUACCAAACUUGGCCAAAGCCUUCUAUUAACUGGUAUGUUCUACAGCCCUAAAAUAAUGUCUGUGCCUGUAGGGAGGAGCUGUGUACUCAUUCAUACUCCACGGGACAGUGUGGAGCUUUGGUUUUUAUUUAUUCAAUACCAGGAUGUUGAAAGAUAGACUGCAAAAAAUAAUUGUUUCCAUCUAUUUUCACUGCUUUGCAUGCUCAGGCAAUCGUGACCUGAUGCAUCUGCAGAGUGAAUGUGCAGAGAGGGCUUCUGUCCCUCCCCUUCUGCUUGCUGGCUGCACUGAUCCUCGUUGGUAAUGAGUUACUACUACAGGAAACUCCAUACUGGAGAUCCCCCUGUACAAGAAAGGAAAUACACACAUUCUUUGCUUGCUAAUCCAGCUCUUCUAGAUGGUGAUAGGUACUACAGCAGUAAUAAACUAGUUCCUCUUUGUUUGAGAACAUUGUUUUUUCUCUAGAGAAGUUUUUCUUAUUUCCUGACAAGUCACUUUUUUCCCACAUAUCUAGUAUCUAGUCUCGCUGAUCUCUUGCAAGGGGUUUUAAUACUUCAUUGUAAGUCAGCCAGAAGCAAUGCAAUUUGAAAGCAUGACAAGGGAGGAUGAUGAGUAGCAGUAAUUGCAACAGUGUUCCCCAGCAAGUGGUCAUAUCCUGCCUCCAAACUAGUGAAGAGAGUAUUGGAAGUUUAACAGUGAAUCCUUGCUCCCUCUGGUACCUGACUCCUGAUUCCUGGCUAUUGGAAGUGACUUAGGAGACCUCCAAGUCGAGAGGACUGGAGAGAGCAAGGACCACUUUCUCAUCUGUUGCUAAGUAGUUGGUAUCCUGUGGCAGAUCCAAACUCAUGUAACACGUUUUUUUUGAGCUGUUGAAACUGUUAAAUUGCAGACCCUUGAAGUUAACUUGAGUUAACCAUCACUCCAUUCUGAAAGGUCAACAAAUUUGGGACUUGCAGUGGAGGAGAACAAGUGGUUUCUCUUUUUCAGAACAGGAAGCAUAAACUGCCUAAUCAGGCUUUUCUUAGUGGAAAGAGAAGAGGAAAGCACUUGAUACCUAGAGAUUUAAGUGCUGUCAGUGUUAUUUGAUCAUACAGGUGUUAUAAUGAUUGUUUUACUGGAUUUUUCUCAUCAGAUAAUUUCAUUGAGCUUAUCGCGCUCAUUCAAAUAGAAUACUUAUCUUUGAACCCAGAGAAAACGUUAGCAGGGCAAAAGUCAAUACUCAAAAGGACACAGCAUUUUUAAUACCAGGUAACUUGACAUUGUCAAACAUUGUAGGAAUAUUCUAUUUGGCAUUUGUGGAUAAAAGACAUUUUGAAAAAACGUAUUAAAAAAUAGUGGCUAGCCGAGGCUUCACAAAAAUUUCCUAGUGCAUUGCUGCAGCUGGAGUUCUUAAAUAUCUUUUAGAGUACUUUAUAUACCAGUGCAUUUACAUGAAGGUAGUUCUGUGAUAAGUUAAUUCCAAAUGAUCGAUCAACUAAGGAAACAAGAACGCCUUCAGCAUGACUGCUGUUCUAUCAAUGCCUAAUAUGAAAAGUGUAAAUGCAUGUAAAUGGAUCAACAGAAAGGGCAAAAAAUACAUACUGAAAAACAAUGCAAGAAAACAGCUGGAAAUUCUUGUUACAAUCAUACAUGAAAACUUGUUCUCUUACAUUUUAGUAAGUCACAUAAUUUGAAACUUGAUGAACAGUCUAAUAAAGUGGCCCUGAAAAUUACUGGAGGUUGGGGUCAAUGGCCUGGCUUACAGAGAUUUGGUAAAAACUGAGGCUGCAGGUGUUUUAUGUUACAAAUACUCCAAUGGGUUCAGAAAUUUGUUUGAUGUGAUGAAAGAUGGCUUUAAGAUGCUAAAGCAGGCUCAGUGAGGUUGUCCUACGUUAUGCUAGCAUACACCCCAGAGACUAUAGUGUGACCAGGGACCCAUCAAAAUGCGGUUUUGAUGCUCAAAACUGGCCUUCGGCAGCCCAGAACAGUUCAUGGGGAAGAAGCGGUUGCUGUUGAACCACAUUUGCCAGUUUAAUGAUAGCCCAGGCACAUUGCCUGUCUGCUAGGGGAGCAGCAAAACCAAGUCAAACCAUGGAACCAAGGCUCAGGACCAGGAGUUUUCCAAUUACGUGUUUGUAUCCUACUGAUGUCCUACCUCCACAAUGAAUGUUUGUGCACACUUCCCUAGUGACAAUUGCUGUGGAUUUGACCUGGAUGGGCAUUGUGAAUGAAAACAGCAAGCAACAGGAAAAGCAGGGCAGGAUAAGGGAGUUUGCGCAGUUCCUGCUUUGGUUGUUCUUGGCCCUUUCACUUGCACUUUCAAAAAGUCAGUAGCUAUAGCCUACUAUCUUUGCAUCAGAAAGUGGAUUUUCUAUUUGGUGAGAUUUUUUUGGUCAAGAAACUAAAAUCUUAAGUAGAUUAAGAAAGUAAAUGUAAUUCCUUUACAGGUCUAGUCUUCCCAAAGUCUGUCAGCAUCUCUCGUUAAAUGGGCUGUGUUAAAUGGUGAAGAGCAAGUGUGCUGCCUGUAGUUACACCCUGCAAUUGGAGUCCUAUGGUGACUCUUUCAAAUUGAAAGAGGCAGCAGAGUAUCCAAUGUACCUCUGAUUGCCCAUUGUUUUGUGACAUGGGAGUAGGCAAAACAAUCCUCAGACAUAAAGCUUACCCAUACUGGUUAGAGAAGUUGGUUUGAGGCUUAAAAUGACACAAAAUUGUACUUUGGUGGGAGUGUUCAAGAAAUCUUGAUCAUCAUUUCGGUAUGUGAAUAGUGCAGUGCUUGGCACUGUGGGACACUGAUUCUUUUUCAGGGAGCUACGGAUUUCAGUUUGGGAAAUGGAGUGAUUUCUGAAGCGGAUUGUGAUGGCAAGCUAAGCAGGAAGGCAGUAUUGUGUUAGUAGUAUGGACCCAUCCUUAGCAUUGCUUUUUGAAUGGCUGUGAUGAAACACAGUGUUGACUGCCCCCACCCUAAAACAAUUGUUCCAUUCGUUUCCGGCUCUUUCCGGGAAGCGGUGCCUGUUGGCGGUGGUGUAGCGCAUAUGUACGAGGGAUGGGGUUACUACUAUUUUGCUUUGCUUUCUGCUUUCUUAGCUCUGGCAAUGCUAGUCCCUGCUGAUGGGCAAACAACAGAUCAGUUUCUGUUUAGUCAUCACUCUCGGAUAGCUUCCAGCUAGUCUCUGUGGAGGCUGAUGCAAUCAUGAAUCUCUCCUUGCAUGACAAAUGCAGAGCAUUUCAUGUUGGUAUAUGCUCUGCUUCUUUUAUAUUAAAAAAAUAAGUUUCUUGUCCCACUGAGAGAACAAAGCUAUUGUAAGUUUGUGAUCAGUUGUACCAGCUGUAAUGUUUUCUUAUGACAAGUCUUGUAUGUUUUGGGUUGUUUCAUAUUCUGGAAUUCUAUUAAUACUUGAUAUGCAUAUCAAAAAAUUCAGGCUCAUAAACAAGAACUCACAGCUGUGGCUAUGGAUAUACAAAAUGUGGCAUAGUGCAAAUACUUGCAGAAAGCUCAUUGUCCACUGUACUGCCUUCAUGUCUUGUCAUAUCUCCAUGCCUUCACACUCUAAAUACAAAUAAAUGCUGGUGGGGAAAGAUAUUUCCUUCCUUUUAAUUUCAGUCUAUGUGUACUUAAUUUCUCUGCCCCUAUUCUUGCCUAACCUUGUGGUAGAAGGCAGCCAAGCAUGGAACGUUAUGAUACUUGCAUGCUCUACUUGUGCAGGUUAGUGGGGUUUUUUAAUGUUUUCUUAGAGGAACAGGUAAAAAGGCUAUCGCAUCUUCCUUUCCUAGUUUCUACACUGAGGUAGAGACAAUUUGUGAGUCGCAAAGAUCCUAACUGGUACCAGAGGCUAUGUUUUUACUGGCAAAUAAAUCACACCAAGCUGCAUAAGUAGCUCUGGCCUUGAGAGCAAAUGGCAUGGUACAGCUUUCAUCCAGGUGGCUAAGUCCUCUUCUGCCCUUUAAAUCAUAUUUACAUGCUGCCUGCUUGGAGUGGCUGUGCUGUUCCCUGUGCUGUGUCUAGGUAUUAGUCUGUGAGAAACCUAAAUGGUAUGGGCCAUGGUUACAGGAAAGAGCACGCUAAUGAUUAAACAGCAAGGCUGACUGUAGGUCAGUACCCUGGGCGUUCUUGGUUGACUUGAGUGGAUGUAGCCAGAGCCUCACCUCUCUCCUGCUCUCCUCGUUGUAGAGUAGGACAGGAGGAUUCUUUUUUUACCUUUUCCUCCUGUAUGUGGAAAACAAGAGCAUGUGGCAGCUAAACCCUGGCGUAUCUCCUUUGUUAUCUAUAACACAAUUCAUACUAAGGGCUGGUACCUCUUAGAACGUGAAGAACUCAAAAGAAGCCUGAUCUGCAGCUUCCUCCUGGGUGUCCUGCUGCACCCAGAGUCUGGGACAGCACCCCGUUUACUGUCUGCUCGUGGUCUGUGACAAACUGGAGUAGCUUGGAGAAAUUGUGGGUUGCAUCUGUCAAAGGAAGGUUUGAAAUAUAUCCAUUUCCUGUGAGCAGGAAAAAAGGUCAAAGGGAAAGGUAUCUUUGGCACUGCUUAUCUUUGUUUCUGUGCUGGGGGUGGGGGGUUGUUUGUACAAAUUAAGCCUGUAAUGGAAGGACUUGACAGAAUCUACACUUCUCUUGUGCGGGCCAGGUUUUUAUGCGGUUGAGCAUGUGGGCAGCUGAUGCUUCUGAAUACAGGAAUGGAUCUUGGAACUGUGCUGAAAUAGCUGUGUGAACAAUAACAAUAGCAGCUGCUGUAGCUCUUAGCAUAGCAAUAAUUGCUAUGCUUGCAGCUGUGACAGCAACAGAAACCACAGGAAAGCCAGGAACACUUUUUGCCUGCGCGCUCGCUGCUGGCUGAGGUGCUGUGACUGCCUUUAUGUGGCAGAAGAUUCUUUAUUAGAGCAGAUGGCUACUUAAAAUUCAAUGAAGAGCGAGCCACCAAACUGAAGAUACCCUCCUUCUUAGAUUCCCAUCUGUGUAAUGUGUGAAAGGUUGGACUUUAGCAUAGAGCUACAGACUGCCCCAUUGUUUUCUUAAUGGGCUUAUGGAGAAGGGGGAGGGACCUGCUAGCACUAUGCCAGCCUAUGGAAUUUGGUGUUGUGCAUCUUUCGGGUUUGUAAACUGAAAUAACAUAACACACCAUUGCAGGCUGGGGGCUGACUGGCUGGAGAGCAGCUUUGCAGAAAAGGAUCAGUGUUGUGCACAACAAGUUGGCUAUGAGCCAGCAAAGGCGGCCAACAGCAUCCUGGGCUGCAUUGGGAAGAGCACCACCAGCAGGCUGAGGGAGGUGAUCCUUCUCCUCAGCCCUGGUGAGAGACUUCUGGCAGUGCUGGACUCCCAAGUACAACAGAGAUAAUGGACAUCCUGGAGCGAGGCAUGUGAAGGGCUAUCAAAGACGAUUAGGAGACUGGACCAUCUGUCAUAUGAAGAGAGGCUGACAGAGCUGGGACUGUUCAGUCUCGAGAAGGCUCAGGGGAUCUUGUCAACACUUAAAAAUACAUUAUGAGGGGGAGUAAAGAAGGUGGAGCUGGACUCUCCCAGUGUCCAGUGAAAGGACAAGAUGAAAUGGACACACUGAAAUGCAAGAAAUUCCAUAUAAGUGCAAGAAAAAUCUUUUUCAUUCUAAGAGUGGCCAAACACUGGAACAGCUUGCCCCGGAAAGUUGUGGUGUCUCUAUUGUUGGAGAUACUCGAAACCUAACUGGGCAAGGCCCUGAAUGAUCUGAUCUGUUCUGCUCUGCAAUCUGAUUUGCAAUCGGCCCUGGGCAGGAGGGUUGGACUAGAUGAUCUCUGAAGGUUCCUGACAACCUCAACCUCUCUCUGAUCCUGUGAUAUUGCAACCUGAUAGCAAAGAGUCGUUUUGCCCUCCAUCUUGAAUAAUUAUAUGCUCAUUGUUAUGCAAUGAUCGUUUGCAAAAGAACAAGGGGGAAGGGCCCAAGAGGGAUGGCUAGUAGACCUGGCAACUAGCUAGAAAGUGGUCAUGUAUCUCACAGGGUAAAUUCUUCUGUGGGACCAAGAGCUCUUUGAAACACUCUGGCCUUCUUGCCAGAUUGAGGCCAGUGAGGCAAGUACUGACUGGGACACUGAGGGCAGAGUGGUAGGACACGAGACCUAGGAACGCUCCUGUGGGACCUGUUGAUCAUUCACCAAAGAAACUUAGAGCAGAAACUCCUUUCCUGUGUCUGGUGGAAGAAGAGAGCUGCAUUGAAUACAUCUCCCUCAAAGGAAAGUAAAGUCUCAAUGCUAAGACCAAGAAGUCUCAAGCUUGACUUUAAGGCACCUCUGAGAGAAGACUUCUCUGGAAAACAAAAAGAACAAGCCUGGUGGUUGUGUGAGAACUAUUGCUUAGUAAGGAUUAAUUUCAACCUCAGGGGUGCAAUUCAGUGGGACUGAUACCAAGCUGUGAUGGAUGAUUUUCAAGGAUUGGAGUGGUCCUAAGGCCAGAUAAGAAACAAAUGUGUUGAAUCUUAAUGCUUUAAAUAGAUGACUAGUUGAAGAUUAGUCCCUUGCCCUGCAUGAAUGACACUCUUCCGAAAAAAUCCGAUUACUUUGCACACAUACUUUGGUACCAUAUAGUCCAGUGAUGUUUUCCAACAAAAUUUUACUAGCUUUGGAAAUGCAAGCAUUAACUGAUGUUCAGCACUAACACAAAUGGGAUUUAUC
This is a messenger RNA of Egretta garzetta (little egret), 11638 nucleotides long. It is a transcript of the gene RAB21, whose product is annotated as RAB21, member RAS oncogene family. Lineage: Eukaryota; Metazoa; Chordata; Aves; Pelecaniformes; Ardeidae. Bases 16 to 555 code for a protein of 179 amino acids. The record is from RefSeq and is a predicted model, not a curated record. Gene Ontology annotation, molecular function: GTPase activity; GTP binding. The transcript has 7 exons. Gene Ontology annotation, biological process: Rab protein signal transduction.